This is a messenger RNA of Glycine soja, 1205 nucleotides long. Its product is annotated as NAC domain-containing protein 90-like. The record is from RefSeq and is a predicted model, not a curated record. Gene Ontology annotation, biological process: regulation of DNA-templated transcription. Lineage: Eukaryota; Viridiplantae; Streptophyta; Magnoliopsida; Fabales; Fabaceae. Gene Ontology annotation, molecular function: DNA binding. Bases 96 to 839 code for a protein of 247 amino acids. The transcript is spliced from 3 exons.
AAUUCAGCUCAUUCGAAUUAUGCAAAAAGUAAAAAAGAACAUAAAUAGUAUAUACGAGUCCUAGUUUCAUAUAAUAGUUCCAUAUAACAAACAUUAUGGAAGAAGAUUAUCCACCCGGGUUUCGUUUCUUCCCAACAGAAGAAGAGCUUGUUGGCUUCUACCUACACAACAAGCUAGAAGGCCAAAGAAAUGCCAUAGCCAUAGCCAUAGACAGAGUUAUCCCAGUUAUUGACAUCAAUGGAGUUGAGCCUUGGAACCUUCCAACACUUGCUGGGGAGCUUUGUCGUGGGGACACGGAGCAAUGGUUUUUCUUUUCGCCCGGUCAAGAGAGGGAAACCAGGGGAGGCAGACCCAGCAGAACCACAGCUUGUGGGUAUUGGAAGGCUACAGGUUCUCCUUGCUAUGUUUACUCUUCUCACAACAAAGUCAUUGGGGUGAAGAAAUCCAUGGUCUUCUACAAAGGAAAAGCACCUAUGGGAACAAAAACCAAAUGGAAGAUGAAUGAAUACAGAGCCAUCCAUGUCCCUUCCCAAUCCACCCCUGCCACCCUUCAUUUGACAUGUGAAUUCAGCUUGUGUCGGGUAUAUGUCAUAUCGGGGAGCUUUCGAGCAUUUGAUCGACGACCAUUAGAGAAAGAAGGAGCAGAGUCGCGGGUUCAUAGAAUUGAGAAUAAUUUUGGUGGGGCACGUGCUCACCAAACUUGCCCUCACUCUCAGAUGCUAGAAGCUGGAGAAUCAAGUAGCACAAAGUGGGAUGUGAAUAAUAAUAAUAAUAAUAAUGGGUUCCAACUUCAAGAACCGUUGUGGGAAUUGGAAUGGGAACAUUUUAAUUGGCUCUAACUCAAAGCCACAUGCUGAGACCUUAAGAAAGACUCCUCAGGGAAAUGACUCAUUAAAAUAUGACAUCAACCAAGUCUUAUAUAUACAUACAUAGUCAUUGAUACGAUAUUUGUUUAGAAUUGGAUUAAGGAAAGUUAGCAUAGAAAAUCAUGUCAUAUUAAGAAGGAUUUUUGUUAUUUAACCCCAAUUAGUUUGCAGAUAGCUUGUAUGUAGACGAUACUUCCAUGUAUUUCUUUUUCACCCACACCAACCUUGUAAAUUAUGUCAAUUAAACUGACAAUAAAUUAUGUCAACUCAUCUGUCCAUAUAUGUUCGGACUUUUCCUUUUAACAUGUAUUCACAGAAUCACAGCCUAUGAUUUAACAA